Molecule: messenger RNA, 2599 nt
Organism: Planococcus citri (citrus mealybug)
Lineage: Eukaryota; Metazoa; Arthropoda; Insecta; Hemiptera; Pseudococcidae
Product: protein transport protein Sec61 subunit alpha
Exons: 9
Coding region: 178-1608 (476 amino acids)
Biological process (GO): post-translational protein targeting to membrane, translocation; SRP-dependent cotranslational protein targeting to membrane, translocation
Cellular component (GO): Sec61 translocon complex; membrane
Molecular function (GO): ribosome binding; transmembrane protein transporter activity; signal sequence receptor activity
Source: RefSeq, a predicted model, not a curated record
GAACGUUGCGUUGCGUGAACAUUUUCGUGUAUAGCUGAUAUUGCUUGUGUGGAACUUCGUGCUCCUUUGGUGCGGUACUUUACUGUUUAAUGAUCAUAACGGUAUUUCAUGAAUUGUGAUAUUGUGAAUAAUUUGUAUCAACUUAUUAAUAAGUGAUUUUAUUAAUUUUUAAGAAUCAUGGGGUUCAAGUUCCUGGAAAUUAUUAAGCCUUUUUGUAGUAUACUGCCUGAGAUAGCAAAACCGGAACGUAAAAUUCAGUUCCGUGAGAAAGUACUAUGGACAGCUAUUACUCUAUUUAUUUUCUUAGUGUGUUGUCAAAUUCCGCUAUUUGGCAUCAUGUCAUCAGACUCGGCCGAUCCGUUUUACUGGAUUCGAGUGAUUCUCGCCUCGAAUCGAGGUACAUUGAUGGAAUUAGGUAUAUCACCGAUCGUUACCUCCGGACUUAUUAUGCAGUUGUUGGCCGGAGCUAAAAUUAUCGAAGUAGGCGAUACACCCAAAGAUAGAGCACUUUUUAAUGGAGCGCAAAAACUCUUCGGAAUGGUUAUUACCGUCGGUCAAGCUAUUGUGUACGUAAUGACCGGUAUGUACGGAGACCCGUCAGAGAUCGGAGCUGGUGUUUGUUUAUUGAUCAUCAUUCAAUUAUUCGUCGCCGGAUUGAUCGUUUUGCUUCUGGAUGAAUUAUUACAAAAAGGAUACGGUCUGGGUUCUGGUAUUUCUCUUUUCAUUGCAACCAAUAUUUGCGAAACCAUUGUAUGGAAAGCUUUCAGUCCUGCUACUAUGAAUACCGGUCGCGGUACUGAAUUCGAAGGGGCUGUGAUCGCUUUAUUCCAUUUGCUAGCCACCCGACAAGAUAAAGUUAGAGCUUUACGUGAAGCUUUCUACCGACAGAAUUUACCCAAUUUGAUGAAUUUAUUGGCUACUGUACUCGUUUUCGCCAUCGUUAUCUACUUCCAAGGUUUCAGAGUAGAUUUACCCAUCAAAUCUGCUAGGUACAGAGGUCAACACAGCAGCUAUCCUAUUAAGUUAUUCUACACUUCUAAUAUUCCCAUCAUCUUACAAUCAGCUUUAGUUUCUAAUUUAUACGUCAUUUCUCAAAUGUUAGCUGUGAAAUUCCAAGGAAACUUUUUAGUUAAUUUGUUGGGUGUUUGGGCUGAUGUUGGAGGCGGUGGCCCGGCUAGAGCGUAUCCAGUCGGUGGCCUAUGCUAUUACUUGUCUCCUCCUGAGAAUUUGGGCCAUAUUUUAGAAGAUCCUAUCCACGCCAUUUUAUACAUCAUUUUUAUGCUCGGUUCUUGUGCAUUUUUCUCGAAAACUUGGAUCGAAGUUAGUGGAUCGUCAGCGAAAGAUGUGGCCAAACAACUUAAAGAACAACAAAUGGUAAUGUGCGGUCACAGAGAUAACUCGAUGAUUCACGAACUGAAUCGUUACGUACCGACGGCGGCUGCUUUCGGAGGUUUAUGUAUUGGAGCAUUAUCGGUAUUAGCCGAUUUUAUGGGCGCCAUCGGAUCAGGAACCGGAAUUUUACUAGCUGUAACUAUUAUAUACCAGUAUUUCGAAAUAUUUGUGAAAGAACAAAGUGAAAUGGGUGGAAUGAGUACAUUACUGUUCUAAGGAUAUUCGUUGUUCGGUAAUUCAAAGCAACCGUUGCUUGAUGCAAGGGGUGAAUAUGUAGAUGUAUUUGUGUAUAUGCUCUUUUCCCAAGUUUCCCUUCUCUCUCCCAUUCUAUUUUUAUUUAUUUCAUGAAACACGGACACAAAUUUCCGUUUUUCAGACACCAGAAAUUCUCUGUAUUGUUGUUGUUAGUGUAGAUACAUUUAUUUUGUAGAGUUUUUUUUUUUUUUGGAAAAAAAAUGUUCGAUCGAGUUUUUAAUUGCUGAAUUUUUGAAUUCAGGACGGCGUAUUAAGGGUCAGGUUUUUUUUUUGUUGAAAAAAAAUUCCUCGAUUUGUCUUUUUCAAAAUAAUGUUGAUCGUUGUAGGAAUCGAAAAAACUGUACAAACGUCGCUGUUCGAUAAAAGAUUUUGUUCUCUAUGUACGAGUGAGCGAAUUAUAUGACUAAUCUGUGUUAUACAUUAUAUUUUUCGUCGUGUUUGUUUCCUUAUGCGUUCUUUUCUCUUAUCUUCCCAUUUUUGUCAGAAAUUAAGAAGCUUUAUGUAGAUAUUACUCCUUUGUGUAUGGUAAAGCGUUUUUUAAAAUUGAAAUUUCUCAAAUGUUUCCGCAAAAGAAAUGUCAACGACAUUAUACGUGUUGCAAUUUUUCUUUCAUUUUCUCUUAAUUUAUGUUUCUUUUUUUUGUGUUUAUUUAUUAUUGUGUACUAGAUUUUUUUUGCAAAUCUCGACCGAAAGAACGUACAUAAUGUUUUGCGAGUAAAUUUUCUUAAUUAAUAUCAAAUAUAUUUAGAUUGUUUUUUUCUAUAUAUUUUUUUUUUGUUAUAUUUGUUUAAGUAAUCGUUUUUUUUUUGAAUUUAUUUAUUUAAGUUAACGAAAUAUAAAAAAUUGACGUAAAUUAGCGAUGCGGCUAUCAAUGUACUUUAUGUAUGUAUUAUACGUAUUGCUCCAAGAUGAAUUAAGGUGAAGUAAAUAUUUUAUAACUUUUGUUUUUAAA